AUGCAAGAACUCGAACUCCGCAUGCCUCUAAUGGACGGUUUCACCCUGAUACCUCCUUACCAGAAAUUCCUGAAGGAUGCAAUGAUGGAGCGGAUCAAGCAAGUACAAGGGAUUGUCAUACUCAAUCAUGAGUGCAGUGCCAUAAUCCAGAGGACUGCUGCACCUAAGAAGUUGAGCGACCCGGGAUCGUUUACCUUACCUUGCUCAAUCCAACCAUUGAAGUUCGGAAGAUGCCUUUGCGAUUUGGGGGCAUCUGCUAGCCUGAUGCCACUAACUGUAGCCAAACGUCUUGGAUUUGAGAAAUUCAAGCCUACCGACGUCCAACUAGUUCUGGUAGAUCGAACUACGAGGUUGCCAAGCGGAGUUUUGGAAGACUUGCUGGUCAAGGUAGGGUCAGUAGAUGUACCAACCGACUUCGUGGUUUUGAAAAUGGAUGUGGAGCCAAGGGAUCCGCUUAUCUUAGGACGUUAUCUUAGGACGACCAUUAUUAGCCACCGCAGGGGCAAUGAUUGA
Molecule: messenger RNA, 513 nt
Organism: Camelina sativa (false flax)
Lineage: Eukaryota; Viridiplantae; Streptophyta; Magnoliopsida; Brassicales; Brassicaceae
Source: RefSeq, a predicted model, not a curated record